GACAGCAACGAACCUUCUAAGCUUUAGCCUAGAACCACCCCCAAGCCCCGGAGCACACUGGCACUUCAAUUGAAUUUCCAGGCAAAAUGAAAAUUCAGGAGUAUUUUGGAAGAAUAUCUUACAACAAGCCCCAUAAGGAUGCAGACUUGCAAACCCUGACAGCCAUCUUCCAGCAUCACAUCCACAGCAUUCCUUUUGAGAACCUCAGCAUGCACUGUGGGGAGCCCAUUGAACUGGAUUUGCAGGCUAUUUACAAUAAGAUUGUGAGAAAGAAACGUGGUGGAUGGUGCCUGGAAACCAACUACCUCCUCUUCUGGGCCUUGCAAGAAUUAGGGUAUGACAUCUGUAUUCUUGGUGCAAACAGCUAUGAACCAGCAGAGAAGGGAUACACUGCUCAGAUAAACCAUAUCCUGCUGAAGGUGGUGAUCAAGGGAGAGCCCUACAUAGUAGAUGCUGGGUUUGGUGGUGCCUACCAGAUGUGGCAGCCGCUGAUGCUGAUUUCUGGGAAGGACCAAGCCCAGGCUCCUGGCAUUUUCCGCUUCAUGGAAGACAACGGCACCUGGUACUUGGAGAAAGUCAAAAGGAAGCACUACAUUCCUGAGCACAGCAAGAAUGACUUCCCUCAUACUCCAGAACUGGGGAAUAUCCGAAAAAUACAUAAAUUUACCCUCGAGCCACGGCACAUAGAUGACUUCCAGGAGCUAAAUGCGUACCUCCAAGUGUCUCCAGAUAACAUCCUUCGGAAGAAGUCAAUCUGCAGUCUCCAAACCACCAGUGGGGUCCUUGCCUUAGUUGGAUGGACCCUCACAGAGAUGAAGUACAACUACACAGAGGACAUGGACCUGGUGAACAUCACAACCCUUACAGAUGAAGAGGUUGAGAAGACACUGAAAGAUAAAUUCAGUAUAGAACUGGAGAGCAAACUCGUACCAGUAAAUGUUCGUGGCUUGCCACCUAAUUUAGUGGAUAAGAUAUAA
This is a messenger RNA of Agelaius phoeniceus (red-winged blackbird), 977 nucleotides long. Its product is annotated as arylamine N-acetyltransferase, liver isozyme-like. Gene Ontology annotation, molecular function: arylamine N-acetyltransferase activity. Lineage: Eukaryota; Metazoa; Chordata; Aves; Passeriformes; Icteridae. The record is from RefSeq and is a predicted model, not a curated record.